Messenger RNA from Aphanomyces invadans, 1340 nucleotides. RefSeq lists its product as hypothetical. Lineage: Eukaryota; Oomycota; Saprolegniomycetes; Saprolegniales; Verrucalvaceae. The transcript has a single exon. Gene Ontology annotation, cellular component: lysosome. Bases 1 to 1215 code for a protein of 404 amino acids. The record is from RefSeq and is a predicted model, not a curated record. Gene Ontology annotation, molecular function: cysteine-type endopeptidase activity.
AUGCAGCGUGCCUUUUCAGCGUUGCGACGUGCUAUCUUUGCCUCGGUUCGAGGCAGUGUCAAGGCGGCGUCGGUGGACUGGGCCACUGGCAAUUGCGUCAACCCCGUGCGCAACCAAGGCCAGUGCAGAUCGUGCUGGGCCUUCUCGGCCGUGGGUGCCGCGGAGACGGCGCACUGCAUCGUGACGAAGGACCUCCUCGACCUGUCCGAGCAGCAAGUGACGAGCUGCUCCACCGAGAGUGGCAGCGACGGGUGCAACGGCGGGUGGCCGUUCGCCGCCAUGACGUACGUGUCGACGACCGGACUCUGCUUGGAGCGCGACUACCCGUACACGUCUGGCAGCACGAGUGUAACCGGCUCAUGCAGCAGCGACUUGUGCACCAAGCAGCAGCUCAGCAUCGGCGAGACCGUCCGCGUGAAGGGUGAGGCGGCGCUGGACGCGGUACUCAACACGCAGCCCCCGUCGGUGCUGGUCGAAGCGGGCAACUACGUGUGGAUGAACUACGAAGGGGGUGUGAUCACGCACUGCCCCGGGUCGUACUCGGACCACGCCGUCGUCGCCGUGGGCUACGACGAGGGCUCGUACAAGCUCCGCAACUCGUGGGGCGCGGCCUGGGGCGAAGCCGGCCACAUCCGCGUCAAGCGCGGCGUGAGCGGCAAAGGCGCGUGCAACGUUGCCGAGGACGUCGUGUUCCCCAAGAUCGAAGGCAGCACGCCCACCACGUCGCCGUCCCCCACGACCAAGCCCACCCCGACGACUCCUCAACCGGACGUGUGCGCCGACUGCAUCGGGUGCUUCUACCCCGCCGGGAAUGAGUGUUUGCCCGCCAACUACACCAAGGACGACUGCGACUAUUUCAGUGCUAUCUUUAGCACGGUUUGGUGCGAUGAAAUUCCUGCUCCAACCAUCGAGCCCAUCCCGACGACUAUUCAACCAGACGUAUGCGCCGACUGCACCGGGUGCUUCAACCUUGACGCGAACAAGUGUUUGACUGCCGAGUUUACCAAGGAUGCCUGCGACUACCACAGUGAUAAGUUUGGCACGGUGUGGUGCGGUGACAGCCCUACUCCUACUCCCAAGCCCACCUUAAGUCUUGGCUGUGGCACGUGCGACGUGUGUUACGAUCCGGCCGCUGACCAAUGCUUCGAAAGCAUCAGCAAGAACGACUGCCAAGCCUCGGCCUUAACCAAGGGCUAUUUGUGGUGCGGCAAGUGAUUGGUAAAGCCUUGCCGCCUGCGUGCAUGAUCGUUUGUGUGUCGCCGCCGUAGGAGUUAACUCUCUCGAAUAUUGCCGUCAUGAUCAGCUGCUCGAGUCGGAUUCUCGGCUUCGAAAUGAAUCCG